Molecule: messenger RNA, 2958 nt
Organism: Labeo rohita (rohu)
Lineage: Eukaryota; Metazoa; Chordata; Actinopteri; Cypriniformes; Cyprinidae
Gene: ttpal
Product: tocopherol (alpha) transfer protein-like
Exons: 5
Coding region: 1-1083 (360 amino acids)
Cellular component (GO): membrane
Molecular function (GO): phosphatidylinositol bisphosphate binding
Source: RefSeq, a predicted model, not a curated record
AUGGUAGAACGGCUUCUCCCUGUACACGGAACUGAUUGCGGAUUUCUUAGGCAGCUCAUGGCAGACCAAAAUGGUCACAUUGAUCUUGGCCCACCAAGGGAAGCGGUGGCAGGUGUAGGCUUCCCAGCUCCUCCCCCACCCAUCUACGCCUGCACCCUUACUCCUGAACUAGUGGCCAAGGCACGGGAAGAGCUCCAGGAGAAGCCCGAAUGGAGGCUGCGGGAUGUCCAGGCAUUACGAGAUAUGAUACUGAAAGACCACCCUAAUCUGAGGACAAGAUUAGAUGAUGCAUUUCUGCUGCGCUUCCUCAGGGCCAGAAAGUUUGAUUAUGAUCGGGCCCUUCAGCUACUCUUGAAUUAUCAUGCCAGCCGGAAAGCCUGGCCUGAGGUGUUCCAGGACCUGAAGCCCUCCACAGUGAAGCACGUCCUAGAUCUGGGUUUUCUCACCGUCCUGCCUAGACCAGACCCUAAUGGACGCUACAUACUGUGUUUACGACCAGGUAAAUGGAAGCCUAAUGAUUACCCAUUUGUGGACAACAUUCGGGCUAUUUAUUUAACACUGGAGAAGCUGAUUCAGCCUGAGGAAACCCAAGUCAAUGGAAUUGUUAUCCUGGUGGAUUAUGCAGGAGUUGGCCUCUCUCAAGCCUCUAAUCCAGGACCGCUGUUGGCAAAGAAAGUUGUCAGUAUCCUUCAGGAUGGCUUCCCAAUCAGAAUAAAGGCUGUAAACAUUAUAAACGAGCCACGUAUCUUCAAGGGUAUUUUUGCGAUAAUUAAACCAUUUCUGAAAGAGAAAAUGGCAGAGAGGUAUGUCCUUCACGGUUCAGACUUGGCCUCUCUCCACCGAGUCAUUCCCCAGUCUGUGCUGCCUCAAGAGUAUGGAGGAGUGGCUGGAAGACUUGACAUGUCUGCCUGGUCCAGAACCCUGCUGGAGGCUGAGGAAGAGUUUGUGGUGGAGUUCUGUCAGCCGGAUCCUCUGGAGGGCGUCAUUAUGCCAGACUCCUUGCUGUUUGACGGAGAGCAAGCUGGCGCACAUGGAGAGGACUCCUUCAGACAUCUACGUUCCCAGCUUUAUUAUUGUUACUGACCUACUGGCAACGUGCAACUGCUUCUUUUGAAACAUGGGGUAGCUAGGACCAACUAUGUAUUCACAGGUCACCGGAUGACCCUGACCGUUUAAAAUAUCUAGUACAGGCAGGCAUUUAGAUGCUGGAUAUAUACUUAUUGCUAUGGCUUAAUCUGGUUACCAUCCUUUUGAGAAGGAACCUUGGGUUUUAAUCAGUGUCUGUAUUUAUUACAAUGAGUAUUUAAAUGUCUAAAAUAGUUUUCUUCACUACAUCAUUUUAUUUUACACCUCAAAUAAUGCUUGCCUUAAUUUACAGGGAAAAUUACAUAGUUAGAAAGAUUAAUUAAAUAGAAGAUUUAGAUAGCACAUUGAAGAUAAUGGCCCAUGUCAGUUGAAGUCAACAAUGUACCAAAUGUUUACCAAAAUAAGAGGUAUUAUACAAAUUGCAUGUUAUUUUUUAUUUAGUACUGACCUGAAUGUUACCUGAAUGAUGCACAGCUGUGUUUUCUUUUUUUUGUUUAGUGAUAGUUGUUUAUGAGUCCCUUAUUUGUCCUGAACAGUUGAACUGCCUGCUGUUCUUCAGAUAAAUCCCUCAGGUCCCACAAAUUCUUUGGGUUUUCAGCAUUUUUGUGUAUUUGAACCCUUUCCAACAAUGACUGUAUGAUUUUAAGAUCCAUCUUUUCACACUGAGGACAACUGAGGGACUCAUAUGCAACUGUUACAGAAGGUUCAAAUGCUCACUGAUGCUUUAGAAAGAAAAACAAUGCAUUAAGAGCCGGAGGGUGAAAACUUUUGAACAGAAUGAAGAUGUGCACUUUUUUUUUUUUUUUUUUACCUAAACAUAAUAUUUUUGUCAUUUAGUACUGCCCUUCAGAAGCUACAGAAGAUACUUGCAUGUUUCCCAGAAUACAAAAUAAUUUAAAUUUACCCUGAUCAUCAAAUUCAAAUCAUACAGUCAUUGUUGGAAAGAGUUCAAAUUCACAAAAAUGCUGAAAAAUCAAAGAAUUUGUGGGACCUGAAGGAUUUUUCUGAGGAAGAGAAGGCAGUUUAGUUGUUCAGGACAAACAAGGGACUCAUGAACAACUAUCACUAAACAAACAAACAAAAAGAUGUGGAUAAUUCAGGUAACAACACAGUAUUUAGAAUUAAGUGUAUGUAAACUUUUGAACAGUGUAAUUUUUUUUUAAUAAAUUCAACUAUUAUUUUCUCUAGUUGACUAUAUGUAAACAUCUUUUAUGUGAAAUAUCUUAUUCAGGUCAGUAAUAAAUAAAAAAUAACAUGCAUUUUGUAUAAUCCCACUUACUUUGGUAAAAUAACUAACAUUUUGCAGAUUCUACAAGGUGUAUGUGCACUUUUGACCUCAACUGUAUAUCCAAAGCAAUAACAAUGUGCAUUUUUAAAUUUGUGGACAGCUCUACAAUAUUUUGUUUUCCUUAUUUAUAUCUUUUACUGUUCGCAAAUGUUCGUUACAUUUUUGUACACACAAUACCUUUGUCACAGUAAGUUACGUGAUAAGCUUUAAAAAUUGUUCAGCAUCACAUUGGUACAUUUACAGCAUUAAGCUGAGGUGAGUUAGCUCCGUAUAUGUAAUAUUUUUAAAUUUAAGUGGCCAAUAUAAAAAUCACAAUGUUUGUGUGCAUAUUGUCAUUUGCCAAAAUAGUUUAGAUGGACAUUAACCUUUAAUGUUGUAUACACCUUGUAAAGAUAACUGGUUUGUUUUAUUGUAAGAAAUAAGGGAUGUAAUUUACUUUUUGUCUUACUGAGCACAUUUAUGCCUUAUUUUUAAGAUCAAGCCUUGUGUUUAAUGUCAGUAUUGUAGUCAUAUCAUAUUAUUUAAAUACUUUAUUAUUUCCGUUUGUGAAAACAGUCAAUAAAGAUUAUAAUUUUCAAAUUUAA